Messenger RNA from Kuraishia capsulata CBS 1993, 7239 nucleotides. RefSeq lists its product as uncharacterized. The coding region runs from base 1 to 7239 and encodes 2412 amino acids. Gene Ontology annotation, cellular component: TORC1 complex; TORC2 complex; nucleus. The record is from RefSeq and is a predicted model, not a curated record. Gene Ontology annotation, molecular function: protein serine/threonine kinase activity; protein-containing complex binding; protein binding. Gene Ontology annotation, biological process: TOR signaling; negative regulation of macroautophagy; protein phosphorylation. NCBI's taxonomy places the organism in Eukaryota, Fungi, Ascomycota, Pichiomycetes, Pichiales, Pichiaceae. The transcript has a single exon.
AUGUCAUCGCAACAGUCAACAGACAACCUGACUCUGAACUAUAUCUUUGCGGGACUUGGAUCGAAAAACCCAAUCAAAAGACAAAAAGCAGCAAGGAGCCUAAAAGAUCACCUUAUAUCUAUCUCAAGAGACUUUGUAUCUUCCGAACAAUGGUCGUUGUACAAUAGUGACAUUAACAAGAGGGUGUUUGAGCUCAUUCACAGCCCGAAUGCCACUGAACAGAUGGGUGGUGUUGAGGCCAUCAACGCCCUAUUGGAUCUAAUAACGAAUCCUGUGAGUGGCAUAAGCAUUUCUCAGAAUUCGGCUGCUUCUCUGGAAGAAAACACCAGUACUAUCACCAGAUAUGCCAAUUAUCUAAGACGGCUGAUACCUUCCAAUGACCUGGAAGUGAUGAAAAGUGCCACCAAAACCUUAGGAAAACUGGCUAUUCCAGGAGGAAGUCUGACGGGUGAUUUUGUGGAGUUUGAGAUCAAAAGAUCCAUUGAAUGGCUGGUGAGCGACAAACAGGAAGUGAGGAGACAUGCUGCAGUCCUGACCAUUAGUGCUCUCGCGUACAAUUCCCCAACGUCCAUGUUCCAGUAUUUGAAAGACAUCCUUGGAAAUAUCUGGAUUGCGUUAAGAGACCCCAAACUGGCUAUCAGAGAAGACGCCGGAGUGUGUCUGAGAUACUGUUUGAGACUGGCAUACGAAAGAGAUAAUCAAAUGAGGGCCCACUGGUUCACCAAGCUUUACAGCGAAGCAUCCCAAGGAGUGAAAUCUAUUGGAACCAACUCAAGUACAGUAGCAGCCACUACUGAAACAGUGCAUGGAUCGUUGAUCUGUUUUCACGAGCUCAUAUUUCUGGGAACGGAGGUACUGGCCCCAAAGGUAGACGACUUAUACGAGAUCCUCAUGAGACUCAAAGACCACAAAUCUCAGGAGGUGAGGAAGGAGGUUACUGUCAUAAUACCCAUACUUGCAAACUAUGAUCGAACCAAAUUUGUUGAAAAGUUCAUGCAUCGCAUCAUGCUAUACUUCCUCUCCCAGCUAACGCACGGCAAAGAUCGUGUCUUCAUCCUCAGAAGUGUGGGUGAUAUCGCGACCGAAGUCAAGAGUAACAUUGUUAGUUAUCUCGACGGUGGCAUUCUUGCCAACAUCAAAGAUGCUCUUUCGACAAAAGUGCCAAAAGCUCGCAAGGAGCUUGAGCCAGCAUGUUUCUACUGCCUCUCGAAACUGGCAAUUGCCAUUGGCACUCCGUUGACAAAGUUCAUUAACAACUAUCAGAUUCUCAAAUUGGUGUUCAAAUCUUCCAUCAAUGACAGCAUGCUUGAGCUGCUCCGAAUCCUGAUCGAGAAUCUCCCAUCUUUAGAGCCUGUUAUAGACGAGAGACUCCUAAACGUUGUCAGCAUGUGUUUGAGUGGUUAUGAGUUCAAGCAUCCUGGAUCACCGGAUUUUAAAAGGGCCAUGAGCCCUUCUUUGGCAUACUCUUUCCGUCAAACAAUGCUUCAAAAAGACGGCGGAAUGAUCUCCGUUAAUACGGUUUUGAGGGUAGAAAGUGAGAUAAGUUCGGAUGAAUUAUCCCUUGCUUCUGCUUAUGAAGAUGGCGAUGUGGCUGUGAUUCUACAGGCAUUGAAAGCUCUCAACUUCUUUGACUUCAGAAACUACUCUUUGACAGAGUUUGUUCGCUACUCCGUGAUUACCUACAUAGAACAUGACAAUCCAGAGGUGAGACUGAAGUCUGCGUUGACCUCUUGCGCGAUAUUCUUGAAAGAUCCAAUAUGUCUUCAGAGCAGCGAAAGAUCGUUACGUGCAGUCGGGGAAGUCCUGGAUAAACUGUUGACUCUGUGUAUUACUGACCCUGUUCCUGAGAUCAGGUUGGAGAUGCUGAAGUCUUUGGGAGAGAGGUUUGAUCCCCAACUAUCGCAGGCUGACAAUGUUAGACUUCUGUUUACCUCUCUCAAUGAUGAGUAUUUUGAGAUCAGGAAAACGGCAAUCAAACUCGUUGGAAGACUAUCAGCUAUCAAUCCUGCCUACAUUGUUCCUUCUUUGAGGAAACUUCUGAUUCAAUUGCUCACCAGCUUGGAGUAUGGAGGCACGAGUGCCCGUAAAAAGGAGGAGACAGCUACGCUGUUGCACUUGUUGAUUGCCAAUUCGCGCGACAUCACGAAGCCUUACGUGAAACCUAUCCUGGAUGUUCUGAUACCAAAGGCAAAGGAUGAAAGCUCUUCUGUUGCCUCAAGCAGUAUCGUUGCCAUUGGAGAACUGUCUAUUGUGGGUGGUGACGAAAUGCUGGUCUUCAUUAAGGAGCUGAUGCCAAUCUUGUUGGACACUUUCCAAGACCAGAGUUCAAGUUAUAAAAGAGACGCUGCUCUGAAGACCCUGGGACAACUUUCUGGCUCUUCUGGAUACGUUAUCCAGCCUUUGCUUGAUUAUCCUCAGUUGCUGGGAAUGUUGGUCAACAUUUUGAAAUCAGAAUCUUCUGCUGUGAUAAGAAGGGAAACAGUAAGACUUCUGGGAAUCCUCGGAGCUUUAGAUCCCUACAAACAUCGCGAAGUGGAAAGAAACAGCCAGGAUUCUGCUACUGUUGCAGAGCAGAAUGCCCCAUCCAUAGACAUGGCACUUUUGAUGAAAGGAAUGUCACCUUCCAACGAAGAAUACUUUCCAACUGUGGUUAUUAACACUUUAUUGAAGAUUCUCAAGGACCCUUCUCUAUCGACACAUCAUCCCGCUGUUAUUCAAGCAAUAAUGCACAUCUUCAAGACCUUGGGUACGAAAUGUGUCCCAUUCUUGAAGCAGGUGAUUCCUGGUUUUGCUCGUGUUGCCAGAACAUGCCCCCUCUCGAUGCUAGAGAUCUAUUUCCAACAGCUGAGCGACCUGGUGAAGAUAGUAAGACUCCAUAUCAGAAAUUAUCUGAGUGAUAUUUUUGCUUUGAUCGAAGAGUUUUUUCACCUUCCUAUGGUCCAAGUGACGAUCAUUGGACUUAUAGAACAGAUAUCAAAGGCUUUGGAUGGUGAGUUCAAAAUGUAUAUGCUCGAUAUCAUCACUUUGAUGCUGGAUGUUUUGGAGCAGGAUAAGUCUCCCAACAGGUUCCCAUCACUGAGAGUGCUAAAAGCAUUCGUGGUGUUCGGUAGCAACAUUGAGGUUUAUUUCCAUCUGAUAGUUCCUCAGAUUGUUCGCAUGUUCGAGUUUGGACCCCAGAAUUUGAGAAAGGCUGCCAUUGGCACUGUUGGAAAGAUCUCAAGAGAUGUAAAUCUCAAUGAUAUGACCUCGAGAAUCAUCCAGCCCUUAUUGCGUGUUUUGAGCAAUGGAAACGAGGAAUUGAGAGUGGCCACCAUGAACACCUUGUGCCUUCUGCUGUUACAACUUGGGAAUGAGUUCACGAUCUUUGUGCCCGUGAUAAACAAAGUACUGGUGAAAAACCGUUUGCAAUACCCAAUCUACGACCAGCUUGUUGACAAACUGCUUAAUGGUGAGACUCUUCCGCAAAACUUGGUGAUAGACCAAGACAUAGACACUGCGGGUACUGACCACAAUGAUAUUGAGCCAAGUGCAAGGAAACUACCUGUCAACCAACAGGCAUUGAAAAAUACAUGGGAUGCUAGCCAGAGACGAACCAAAGAAGACUGGCAGGAUUGGAUCAGGAGGUUGAGUGUAGAGCUUUUGAAAGAGUCUCCAUCUCAUGCUCUGAGAGCCUGUGCUGCCUUAGCCAGUGUGUACCAUCCAUUGGCAAAGGAUUUGUUCAAUUGCAGUUUUGCAAGUUGCUGGAACGAACUCAACAUUCAGAACCAAGGUGAACUAGCACAAGCUUUCUGCGUGGCACUUUCGUCGCCGAAUAACCCACCAGAAAUCCACCAAACUCUGCUGAAUCUCGCAGAAUACCUGGAACACGACGAAAAGUCUCUGCCAAUCAGGAUCCAGAUUCUCAGUCAGUAUGCCCAACGCAGUCAUGUCUAUGCCAAAGCCUUACAUUACAAGGAAUUAGAGUUCAUCCAAGAGCCAUCCACGCCAACAAUUGAGUCUUUGAUCAGCAUCAACAAUCAACUGCAACAGUCAGAUGCAGCUAUUGGUAUUCUGAAAUAUGCGCAGGAACACCAUGGGCUGCAAUUGAAGGAGACCUGGUACGAGAAGCUGCAGAGAUGGGACGAUGCUUUGAGGGCCUACAACGAAAGGGAGCUGGAAGAGCCCAAUUCUAUGGAAAUCACCAUGGGUAAAAUGCGGUGUCUCCAUGCUUUGGGUGAAUGGGAGCAACUUUCUGAGCUCGCCCAGGAGAAAUGGAACAGUUCUUCUGGAGAUAUCAGACGAGCAGUUGCACCUUUGGCAGCGGCUGCUUCGUGGGGACUCGGUCAAUGGGAGAGGAUGCACACGUAUAUCAGUGUGAUGAAACAGGAAUCGCCCGAUAAGGCUUUUUUCAAUGCCAUAUUAUGCCUUCACAAAAACAACUUUGACGAAGCUUCCGAUCACAUACUCAAGGCCAGAGACUUGCUGGUGACGGAGAUCACAGCACUGGUGAGCGAAUCAUAUAACCGUGCAUAUGGUGUUGUGGUGAGAGUACAAAUGUUGGCGGAGCUAGAGGAAAUUAUCAAGUACAAGUGCUAUGCUCCCGGCUCCGAGAAACGCAUUGCUAUGCGGGCUACCUGGAACAAGAGACUGUUGGGAUGCCAGAGAAACGUUGAUAUUUGGCAGAGAAUGCUGAAGGUACGGGCGCUGGUGGUCAAGCCCAAACAGGAUAUGGAAAUGUGGAUCAAGUUUGCCAACUUGUGCAGAAAGAGCGGAAGACUUGGGUUGGCUGAAAAAUCGUUGAACUCGUUGCUUGACGAGGGAAACGUGGAGAACCACAGACCUUCGCGGGCACCUCCUCACGUGGUUUAUGCUCAACUGAAGUACAUGUGGGCCAAAGGUCAAAAGCGUGAAGCUCUCAACCACUUGGUGGACUUCACUUCCAAAUUGUCUCACGACCUGGGAUUGAACGAGAAUGAGUCCAUCACUCAACCUCUGCCUACAGAUGCUCCGGGAGCCCCAGAUCACGUGGAGAAGUACACCAAACUGCUGGCAAGAUGCUAUCUGAAACAGGGCGAAUGGAAGGUUGCUCUGAAUAACAAUUGGCGUAGCGAGGAAGCUGCUGGAAUUCUGGGAUCCUACUUGCUGGCAACCCAUUUCGACAACAAGUGGUACAAGGCAUGGCACAACUGGGCUCUGGCCAACUUUGAGGUCAUUUCGCCUCAGUCUGGCGGAGAAGAACCUCCCGUGGAAAUUGAGAACGGCAGUGGUGACUCGCAGUUUGCUCAUAUUCUGCACUAUGUGUUCCCCGCGAUCAAGGGCUUUUUCUACUCCAUCUCGCUGUCAGAACUGAAUCCACUGCAGGAUACGCUGAGGCUUUUGACUCUGUGGUUCAAAUUCGGUGGAAUUGACGAGGCCGCCAAGGCACUCGCCGAGGGAUUCAGCAUGGUUAGAAUUGAUACCUGGUUGAAUGUGAUUCCGCAGCUGAUCUCACGUAUCCACCAGCCCAACGUGGUGGUGAGCAGGGCUCUUUUGGGCCUACUGUCCGACCUGGGCAAAGCUCAUCCCCAGGCUUUGGUGUAUCCGCUCACGGUGGCCAUCAAAUCCGACAGUGUCUCUAGACAACGUGCAGCCCUCACAAUUAUCGAGAAAAUGCGCGCCCAUAGUUCGACUCUGGUUGAUCAGGCAGAGCUCGUGAGUAACGAGCUUAUCCGUGUGGCGGUGCUGUGGCACGAGAUGUGGUACGAGGGGCUGGAGGACGCGUCACGUGCUUAUUUUGGAGAGCAGAACAUCGAGAAGAUGUACGCGACACUAAACCCGUUGCAUGCGUUGCUCGAAAGAGGUCCGCAAACUAUAAGGGAAACGUCGUUCUACAAUGCGUUUGCCAAGGAUUUGUCUGAUGCUUACCAAUGGAUUAUCAACUACAACCGAACCAAGGACACGGCGUAUUUGAACCAGGGUUGGGACCUCUAUUACAGCGUGUUCCGUCGGAUCAGUCGCCAGUUGUCGCAGCUACAGAAUCUGGAUCUGCAACAUGUUUCGCCUAAACUGCUGGCUACCAAGAAUCUAGAACUGGUAGUGCCGGGUACAUAUGUCUCUGGUAAGGAGAUCUGCAAAAUCGCAUAUUUCCAUCCCAUGUUCACCGUGAUCACAUCCAAGCAGAGACCCAGAAAGUUCAGCAUCAUGGGCAGUGAUGGAAAGGAUUAUACAUUCCUGCUUAAAGGCCACGAGGAUAUUCGCCAGGACAGUCUGGUGAUGCAGUUGUUUGGUCUCGUGAACACUUUGCUGGUAAACGAUCCCGAGUGCUUCAAACGGCAUCUGGACAUCCAGCAGUUUCCGGCGAUUCCCCUUUCUCCAAGCUCGGGCUUACUGGGCUGGGUUCCGAACUCGGACACGUUCCACGUGCUUAUCAAGGAGUAUCGUGAGCCUCGCAAGAUCCUUCUUGAUGUUGAACAUCGCAUCAUGCUUCAAAUGUCACCUGAUUACGACAAUUUGACUCUGCUAGAGAAGGUAGAGGUGUUUACAUAUGCCUUGGAUAUCACCCGUGGACAGGACCUGUACAAGGUGCUCUGGUUCAAGAGCAAAUCGUCAGAGGCAUGGUUGGACCGUCGUACAACAUACACGCGGUCGUUGGCAGUGAUGUCUAUGGCAGGUUAUAUACUCGGAUUGGGAGACAGACACCCUUCAAACUUGAUGAUGGACCGUAUCACCGGAAAGGUGAUCCACAUCGACUUUGGCGACUGUUUUGAGGCAGCAAUUUUGCGUGAGAAGUUCCCCGAAAAGGUGCCUUUCCGGUUGACCCGUAUGCUGAGCUACGCCAUGGAAGUGAGUGGAAUCGAAGGUAGUUUCCGUAUUACCAGCGAGAAUGUGAUGCGCGUUCUCAGGAACAACAAGGAGUCGCUGAUGGCCAUAUUGGAGGCCUUUGCGUACGAUCCUUUGAUCAACUGGGGCUUCGAUUUCCCCUUGCGAGACAUAACCGGUGGUGGAAACAUCAAGUUGCCCCUUAACAACCCUGCUGAGUUGCUCCGGGCUGGUCAAAUCGACAAGGCUGAGGCCGUGCGGCUGGAACAACAGUAUAAAACCGAGUUGCGAAACGCUCGUGCUUCGUUGGUGCUCAAGAGGAUCACCGAUAAGCUGACUGGUAACGACUUCAAGCGGUUUGAAGGGUUGAAUGUGCCACAACAGGUGGAUAAGCUGAUCCAGCAGGCCACGAGCGUUGAGAAUUUGUGUCAACAUUACAUCGGGUGGUGUUCGUUCUGGUAA